This is a messenger RNA of Ictalurus punctatus (channel catfish), 688 nucleotides long. Its product is annotated as gamma-crystallin M2. NCBI's taxonomy places the organism in Eukaryota, Metazoa, Chordata, Actinopteri, Siluriformes, Ictaluridae. The transcript has 3 exons. The coding region runs from base 68 to 610 and encodes 180 amino acids. Gene Ontology annotation, biological process: visual perception; lens development in camera-type eye. Gene Ontology annotation, molecular function: structural constituent of eye lens. The record is from RefSeq and is a predicted model, not a curated record.
GAAGAGUGUGCGUCCAUCACCAGUUGGUAACAUCUCCAACAAAGCCUUCAAACCGCCCACUGGAACCAUGGGGAAGAUCAUCUUCUACGAGGACAGGAACUUCGGAGGCCGUUCCUAUGAGUGCAGCAGCGACUGCACCGACAUGUCACCCUACCUGAACCGCUGCUACUCGUGCAGGGUCGAGAGUGGCUGCUGGAUGGUCUACGAUCAGAACAACUACAUGGGGAACCAGUAUUUCCUCAGGAGGGGCGAGUACGCCGACUACAUGAACAUGUGGGGAUGGGGCACGAACAACUGGAUCAGAUCUUGCCGCAUGGUCCCCAUGUACCGCGGCGCCUACAGGAUGAGGAUGUACGAGAGGGAGAACUUCAUGGGCCAGAUGAUGGACGUGACUGACGACUGCGACUCCAUCAUGGAUCGCUACCACUGGUCCAGCGGCUGCAUGUCGUGCCACGUGAUGGACGGCCACUGGCUCAUGUACGAGUAUCCUCACUACAAGGGAAGGAUGUGGUACUUCAGGCCCGGCGAGUACCGGAGCUUCAGGGAGAUGAUGGGAAGCAGUGGCAUGAGGUUCAUGAGCAUGAGGCGCAUCAUGGAUUCCUGGUAUUAAAAGAACAUGUGAAAAUGUGCAACUUUUAAAUAAAGAUUUAGCAGGAAAAAAAAAAAAAAAUACCGAGUUGGGUUUUUU